UAAAUGGGAUUCUAUUCCCUUGCAAUGGCCGGGUCCAUGUAAAUUCAACUUUUCAUGAAAUCAACCCAUAAUCAGAUAACAUGGUAUCUUCUCAGGUAGAGAUCGCUUCUUCGUCGCCUUUUGGUUGUGUCCUAAGGAACCACACCCGGAAGGAAAGAUGCAGAGAGAUCAAUGUGAGAGCUGUGUUAGACUUGGACACCAAUUUCAAAGGUUUGGUUAGGGAUCAUAUCAAUGGCUGCAUCUCUCUCUUCCGCCGCUAAUUCUCAAAAUAAGAUGACACAUGUUGCUACGUCGACCAAUGAACGAUCCAAUAUUGGUAACCAUCGUAAUUUGCACACGACUAACACUAAAAACGGGGAGCCCUCACCAAUCAGCCCAAAGCAUUCUCCUCUUGUUCUUGAUCGAUGGGUGACUAGGCAGGCUCAAGAUGUAACCACCGACAAACAUGUAGUAAAUGAAGGUGCGGGCCAAUUACUAGUUCCUACAAAUUCAAACACUGCCUCGCCCAUGGCAUCAAACUUGUCCACUCCAUUAGAGAAUGCCAUGGUCAAACACAAUCUUGGUGCUUCGUCCCUUGUUCAAAUAUGGGAGGCUAGGCUACACCGCUCAUACCAAGGCCAAAGUAUGGGUUCAGACGCUAGCAGGACAAAUCCUGGUUCAAGCUCUAAUGAGAAUAAUAUUAAUGCCUCGUCCGUGGAAGAAGCUUCAACAUUAGACGAAAACAUAGAAAACAGAAGAAACAAUGACCUUGACGAUUCUUUAAUAGAUUGCGACACAAGUGCGCCACCGUUCUGUUCUUCAUGCGAUGCUGGGGAAAGAGAAAGAGUGAGGGUAGCGGAUAUCAUCAAGAGGUUGAAAAAUGGUAGAGAAGAUGCGGAUGAUGAUGAGCGUAUUAAUACUAAUGUUACCGACUCACAAUCUAGAGAGAACAAGCAUAGCUCCACAUCAGAUCAAGGAAAGGCAGGGCGGAGGUAUUUCUUACGGAUUGCGAGUUCACCCCGACUAAGAGGGCGACAAGCAUUCUAUGAUUUGCUUAUGCAGAUAGAACGAGACAAGAAUAGAGAGUUGGAUUCGCUACUGGAACGCCGGUCAGUCUCAAAAUUCUCACAGCGGGGCCGCCUUCAGUCAAUGCUACGGCUUAGAUGUCUACAACGCAGUCUGACAAUUCAAGAUAAAUGUCGUCCACAAGGACCCGGAGUGCACGGGACCCGGUUCUCACACGGGUCUACAAUGAUGCAAGCCAGCUUAACUAAAUCCAGGGAGAAGUUUAGCACUGGUGCUGCGCAGAAUGAUUCAGCUACUUCAAGAUGCCUUCAUAGGGAUCAGGUCUCGACCCAGUUAGACAAAAGCUCCACUUCCAAACUACAAAGUGAAGAAACUCAUUGCCAAAAGGCGUCAAUAUCUGGGCACCAGAGUAUAUGUCCAGUUAAUCGCUUCACAGAGUACAGAAACGAAAAUCUUAAUGAACAGGCAAAGCCAGCUUCAUAUGCCAUACACCAAAAAGAAACAAGCUUGGAAGUGAGAUGCCUUGAAACACUAAAAUCUGCAGAUACAACAACACCAUUGGCGAGUCAAUCUGAGAAUCAAAUGGCAAAAAAACAAGGGUCCAACUGCCAACAAAAUCUAUUCCUCGACUCGCAAGAAACUGCAGAAAACGUGAAUCCCUACUCUCAAAAUGAAACUGCGGAAGAACGAGAUAAUCACCAGCAGCAUCUCUCUCUUGGCUUAGAAGAAACUACAGAAACAUCCUUGAAUGAGAUAGGUGAAGAACAGGAACUGGAACAGGAUAUCGAUGACAAGCAGCAGCUCCACCUUGACUCUCAGGAAAAUGCAGGGAAGGCAACAUUCUACAGUGACAAUGAUGGUAGUGAGGUAACCGAAGAGCUAGAAGAUCAUUACCCACAAUAUUUUGAUCAAACAAAUUAUGACUGGUUUAGUGAUAUAUCUCGACCCAGAAGUUAUUGGGAAGACUUACGAAAAGCAUGGUACCAGGAAGUGCUUAACACCACCUCCAAAAAUGAGGAGAUACGUCAGCUCCUAGAAAGGGGAAGAGUUUCAACUUGUCUUGCAAGUGAUUUCCGAGAGAGAAUGGACCGAUUAAUGAACUCUCGGGUACAAAUUAUGCAAGAGGAUGGAGGUGCAAGUCAAGAAGAGGCGGACGAUGAGGAUAGAAUGGUCCAAGUGAAGUCCUACCUACAGAGACAUUUGCAUCCAGCUGGUGAUCUAGGAGUAGAAGAAGAAGAAGAAGAAAUGAGCAUAAUCAGCCAUCAAUCGCAUGAAGCCCAUACCUACUUCAAUCAAUCCUCAUCAUCUAUCCAAAUGCCUUCACCAUCGGACCUAACGAGGUCAUGGAGUUCUCAAGAUGGUAAAGAAACUGGUAAUUAUUCUGAUCGGGGUCCAUCUACGUUUUCACCACCAUCUGGAGUAUCUGAAGCUCAAUAUUAUCAGGAUACUCGACGGUCCUCUUGUUCGAUAGCCCCUACUUCCUUGGAAAUCGAACUGAUUUGUGAUUUAAGAGGACACAUCGAGCAACUCCAGCGUGAGAUGGGGGAGCUAAGAAAAUCAAUUUUGAGCUGCAUGGACCUGCAGAUGAAAUUUCAACAGUAUUCCUUCAAUCGGGAACUACUUCAUUCAGGUGGAAGGGAAGAGAACAAAUCAACGGAAAGAGUAGCAUCACCAUGGAAACGCUGCUGUUGUAUAUGCUUAGAAAUGCAGGUCGACUCACUUUUGUACAGUUGCGGGCACAUGUGCACCUGCCUGAAAUGUGCGCAUGAAUUGCAAUGGAGUAGUGGGAAAUGUCCAAAAUGUACAGCUCCCAUCCUGGAUGUUGUGCCAAUCAAGUGAACAUCUCUAUUAUAAUCAUUCUCUUCGCAUUCGCAUUGCAUCGAGUUCUUGCUCUAGAGGACCGUACCCGAACCAGUACGCCUGCGGCCAGCCCAGCCCACCCACUCUUUGGAUAAUCGCCAAUUAAUGUACGUAUUAAUUGUGAGAGUAUUUAUUAAUAUAAGAAGUACUAAUUUAUAGUUUACAUUUUAAAUUGUUAUCAAAUAUGUGUUUUUUGGGGAUUAUUAUCAAUAGAGUUAAUUACAUCAAACAUCCUCAAAUUAUAAUUUUUAUUUUAAAUUGAUCGCUAAAUUUCAAAAAAUUCUAAUUAAAUUCUAAAACUAUCAAUGUUAUUAAAGUUCUUUCAUUAUUAAAAUUGUUAAAAGACAUGUAGCUUAAAUCAGAAAAAAAAUUAAAAAGAAGUGUUGCCACAUAAAACUAAAAAUAAAAUAAAACCAAGAGAAAGUUAACGACAAAAAACCUCAAAGGCAUUGAUUCCCACAUUCAUUUUUACAAUAUUUAUUUUUCUUUAAAUAUUUCAUUUUAAAUUAUGAAAUUAAAAUGUUAUAAAACCCAUCGUGUAUAGUUCUUACCCUUUUAACAAAGCGUAAAAACAUGCGAGAGCCUUCGAACUAAAUUAUGC
Gossypium raimondii (Peruvian cotton) is the source of this 3466-nucleotide messenger RNA. RefSeq lists its product as uncharacterized. Bases 232 to 2844 code for a protein of 870 amino acids. NCBI's taxonomy places the organism in Eukaryota, Viridiplantae, Streptophyta, Magnoliopsida, Malvales, Malvaceae. The transcript is spliced from 7 exons. The record is from RefSeq and is a predicted model, not a curated record.